Molecule: messenger RNA, 2877 nt
Organism: Telopea speciosissima
Lineage: Eukaryota; Viridiplantae; Streptophyta; Magnoliopsida; Proteales; Proteaceae
Product: glutamate receptor 2.8-like
Exons: 9
Coding region: 1-2877 (958 amino acids)
Cellular component (GO): plasma membrane
Molecular function (GO): glutamate-gated receptor activity
Source: RefSeq, a predicted model, not a curated record
AUGACUGAAUUUGUUGAUGCUUGCAGCUUCUUAAACAAGUAUGUGGUUGCUCAAAAUGGAAGUAUCAAUUCAAAUAUAUCCUUGUUUCAUGUAGGAGUUGUUCUUGACUUAAAAUUGAAAAUGGGAGAGAUUGCUGAGAGCUGCAUCUCUAUGGCUUUAUCUAAUUUUUAUGAAAUUCAUGCAAAUUAUACGACAAGAAUUGUGCUCCACGCCAUGGAUUCUGAACAAAAUCCUGCCAAUCAGCAAAAAUUUGAGUCUGCUCAUCUGCUCCUCAUAUGCCAACUGGGGGAUCUUGAUGCGCGUCAUGUUACCGUCCCUCACAGGCUGAGGGAGGCUCUCCAUGUUAGGAACAGGGAGUCGCGCACCUACUGCCGCUGCAAAGGACUUUCGCUGGAGAACCUGCUUCGGGCCAGACUCCUCCUCACGAUGGUGAUCACCCUCCACGUUCCCCCCAUUGAGAUCCUGCAAUUCCCUCGCAUCAGGAUCCAAGCUUUAUACUUGAUGAAAGUUGUAAAGGUGCAAGCUAUCAUUGGGCCACAAGAGUCAACUCAAGCUUCAUUUGUGAUCGAACUUGGAGAAAAAGCUCAAGUGCCAAUUGUUUCUUUUUCAGCAACAAGUCCUUCUCUUUCUCCCCUUAAAAGUCCUUAUUUUAUAAGAACAGCUAUUGAUGACUCAACUCAAGUUAAAGCUGUUGUUUCCAUUAUUCAAGCCUUUGAAUGGAAGGAAGUGGUUUUGACAUAUGAAGAUACCAACUAUGGAAAUGAAGUUAUACCCUAUUUCAUUGAUGCCUUCCAAAAGAUUGAUGUUCUUGUUUCAUACAAGAGUACCAUACCUCUGGAUGCAACUGAUGAUCAAAUAUUAAAAGAACUUCAUAACUUGACAACCAUGCCAACUAGGGUUUACAUUGUCCACAUGUCUUCUUCUGUUGGAUCUCGGCUUUUUAUGAAUGCAAACAAUGCAGGAAUGAAAAGCCAAGGUUAUGCUUGGAUUGUCACUGAUGGGUUAUCAAGAUUAAUGGCUUCCAUGAAUUCCAGUGUUAUUGAUUCAAUGGAAGGUGUAUUGGGUGUAAGACCAUACAUACCAAAGUCCAAAAAGCUUGGAGAAUUCAAAGUCAGAUGGAAAAGAAAUUUCUACUCAAACAAUUCAUAUGGUGAAAUAUCUGAGCCAAGUCUCUAUGGUAUAUGGGCAUAUGAUAUAGCUUGGGCACUAGCCAUGGCAGUUGAGGGAGUUAGAACCAUGGAUCCUCAGUUCCUUAGUAGUAACACUACCAAUAAUUUAACCGAUCUUUCAAGCCUUGGAUACUCAACAAUUGGCCCACAACUUCUCCAGACUAUUUUGAGCACUAGAUUUAAUUUGGUUAAUGGACAGUUGGAAUCUUCAGCUUUCCAAAUAUUCGAUGUGAUUGGGGAAGGGGAAAGAGUGGUUGGCCAUUGGACCCCAAUGGGAGGGAUUUCAAGGCAGUUAAACACAACAAAUAACUUAACAGAUUCAGGUUCUAUGAGUAACCUCAAAGCUAUUGUAUGGCCAGGAGACUCAACAACCAAGCCAAAGGGUUGGGUUAUACCAACAAAUAGUCAAGAGAGGUUAAAAGUUUUGGUGCCAGUUAAGACUGGCUUUAGUCAAUUUGUGAGCAUGGAAAGAGACAACAUCACCAAUGAGACGAUUAAUAUCACAGGGUUCUGUAUAGAAGUAUUCAGUAAUAUAACAAGUAGACUACCCUUUGGUCUCCCCUAUGAGUUUCUACCUUACACACUCAAUGGAACUGAUCUUGAGAGCUAUGAUGACCUAAUGUAUCAAAUUUAUCUUAAUAACUUCGAUGCAGCAGUAGGGGAUGUAUCGAUUUUGUUUAAUCGAUCUAAUUGUGUAGAUUUCACAUUGCCUUAUACAGACUCUGGAGUGACAAUGGUUGUGGCAAUGCAGGAUAAUUUGGAGAAAGAGUUGUGGUUGUUCUUAACGCCUUUAAGCCUAAAACUUUGGUUGGUGACUUUAGGAGGUUUUGUCUACAUAGGGGUCGUGGUUUGGAUUCUUGAACAUAAGAUAAAUCCCGAGUUUGGUAACUCACGUAGACAACAACUUCAAUCAAGUAUUUGGUUCUCCUUCUUAACACUUGUAUUUGCCCAACGAGAGAAGAUUGAGAGCAACUUAACAAGGUUGGUGUUGUUCACAUGGGUGUUUUUUGUGUUAAUCUUAACACAGAGUUACACUGCUAGCCUCUCAUCAACUUUGACAGUACGGCAGUUGCAGCCAACAAUUACAGAUGUUAAUGUCCUAAAGAGUAAUGGAUAUUAUGUGGGAUACCAAGGCGGCUCGUUCGUGGGAGAGUUCCUGACAAACUAUUUGCAGUUUGAUAAGUCUAAACUCAAGAGUUAUGGUUCUCCAGAGGAAUAUCAUUAUGCUUUAUCUAAUGGAUCUGGUAAUGGAGGAGUUGCUGCAAUUUUUGAUGAAAUUCCUUAUACUCAAGUCUUCCUCAAUAUGUAUUGUAAUCAAUACACCAUGGUCGGACACAUCUACUCUUCUGAAGGAUUUGGCUUUGUAUUCCCUAAAGGCUCUCCUUUAGUCCCUUACAUGUCAAGGGCAAUCUUAAAUCUUACUGAUGAUGGAAUAUUAGACACAAUUAGGCAAGGGAUUUCCAUCUCAAUGGAGUUGUCUGGUUUUGGUUCCUACCUCACAGGAGCUUCCAUAUCAAUGGGGGUGCCUGGUCUUGGUAUCUUGCUUUACUUUACCACACAGGAUCUUCUAUCAAUGGAGUUGCCCGGUCUUGGUAUCUUGCUUUGCUUUACCUCACAGGGUCUUACAUUAAUGGAAUUGCCUAGUCAUGGGUCUUCCACUAACUUGGGGUUGUCUGGUCUUGAGUAUCUCACAGGGUAUUCCGUAUAG